ACAAGUUCUUCUGAUUCCGGCGAUCCGGCAGGGAGCAGCAUAACGCACCGCCGGAGACCCCACCAAAAUACGGACGAGUCCACAUGUCCUUUUUGGUUAGCAGCAUUGUUUACAGGUUACCUUGGAUCCUUAGCGCCGCCCUAACCAUGACUCACUGACCGAAUUCUGGGAACUGCACCCCGGAUUCCGUGAUCAGACGGCUCUCUGAACCUGUAUUGGUAAAACAUUGAGCACAUUCACUUGUAUUGUGGUCUACAAUGUCCCUCACAAAUUCCUCACCAGCGGAGAUCGCGAAAUCUGCGUCUGUGGCGUCUCGUCUUUUAGCAACCCUAUCUGGGGCUGAGAGGAACGACGCUCUGACAGCGCUCCACGAAGCCCUUGCGAAAAGCCGGAAUGAUAUUCUGGCAGCCAAUUCGAGAGAUGUUGCAGCUGCCGAGCGCGCAGUUGAAGCCGGCGUUCUCAACCAAAGUGUUCUCAAAAGGCUCGACCUGUCACGACCCGGGAAAUUUGAAGAUAUGCUUCAGGGUAUCUUGAGUGUCAGAGACUUGCAAGAUCCAGUCGGAAAUGUGACCAUGAGGACACUGCUGGAUGACGGCCUGACGCUCGAAAAAGUUAGCUGCCCCAUCGGGGUGUUGUUGAUCAUCUUUGAGGCUCGCCCUGAGGUGAUCGCCAACAUCGCUGCCCUUUCUAUCAAAUCUGGAAAUGCUGCUAUCCUCAAAGGUGGCAAGGAAUCUACUGAGUCUUUCAUCGCGAUAUCCAAGGUGAUUUCCGAGGCUAUCGCACACACUCAGGUGCCCAAGGCUUCGAUCCAGUUGGUGGAGACACGAGAGGUCGUCUCUUCCCUGCUUGCUCAAAACACCGACAUUGACUUGGUUAUACCCCGGGGUUCCAAGGAUCUUGUCCGUUUCGUACAGGACAACACCAAAAUCCCUGUUCUGGGCCAUGCAGACGGUCUUUGCUCAGCAUAUAUACAUCAUGACGCCGAUCCUGAUGUUGCUGUAAAGGUUGUUGUGGACUCCAAGACCGACUACCCGGCAGCGUGCAACUCCCUAGAGACCUUACUCGUGCAUGAAGAUGUACUCCAUACUAUCUUUCCUGCUGUUGCUGGGGCUCUUUUAGCUAAAGGAGUAUCACUCCGUUGUGAUCCGGCUUCAAAAGAUGCGCUUUCGAGCAAGAUCGUCGCUCAAGAACAGUCCUUGGUCUCGGAGUCUAUCGCCUCUGAUUACGAAACCGAGUUCUUGGACCUCAUUCUGGCGGUAAAAACCAUACCCAGCGACGAUUCACCUGGGAAAAGCCUUGACGCAGCAAUUGCCCAUAUCAACAGGCACUCGUCAAAACACACUGACAUGAUCGUCACGAGAUCGAGAAGCACUGCAGAAAGGUUUAUGAAUGGCGUUGAUAGCGCCGGAGUUUUCUGGAAUGCCUCGACGAGAUUUGCAGAUGGGAUGCGUUAUGGUUUCGGUACGGAGGUUGGAAUCAGCACAAACAAGGUCCACUCAAGAGGCCCCGUUGGCUUAGAUGGAUUGACCAUUUACAAGUAUAAAAUCCGGGGGGAGGGCCACAGAGCUGCAGAUUAUUCCGAAACAGGUAGUGGUAAAAGCUGGAAACAUGAGGUGCUACCUUUGUGAAGUGCUGUUACAUAUUCCAUCAUUACAAUUGAACGUUUUGAAUCCAUUUUCAUUUUCGUGGCACCCAAGCUUCUCUACCUGAUUAUUCAUGACUAACAGAUUGCCUGUCGCAGACAGUCGAAGUAAUCGGGCGCUGGCCAUGCUUCAAAAUCACGUGGUUAAGGUUGGG
Aspergillus japonicus CBS 114.51 is the source of this 1797-nucleotide messenger RNA. Its product is annotated as glutamate-5-semialdehyde dehydrogenase. The record is from RefSeq and is a predicted model, not a curated record. Lineage: Eukaryota; Fungi; Ascomycota; Eurotiomycetes; Eurotiales; Aspergillaceae. The transcript is spliced from 3 exons. The coding region runs from base 258 to 1628 and encodes 456 amino acids. Gene Ontology annotation, molecular function: NADP binding; glutamate-5-semialdehyde dehydrogenase (NADP+) activity.